Molecule: messenger RNA, 2549 nt
Organism: Suncus etruscus (white-toothed pygmy shrew)
Lineage: Eukaryota; Metazoa; Chordata; Mammalia; Eulipotyphla; Soricidae
Gene: DPP4
Product: dipeptidyl peptidase 4
Exons: 26
Coding region: 228-2516 (762 amino acids)
Biological process (GO): proteolysis
Molecular function (GO): serine-type endopeptidase activity; dipeptidyl-peptidase activity
Source: RefSeq, a predicted model, not a curated record
CGGGCGCGCCUUGUCCCGCGCCGCGCCCCGCACGCAGCCUGCCUGCCCGCCGCCCCCAGAGCGGAGCGGGCUGGACUCCCGGUAAUGUUUAACUUGGGCCCGAACUUGAGAGCCAGCGAGUGACUCCGGCGCCCCGAGCAGUGCAGCUGGACGCGCAUCUCGGCGGCUCGCCUUGAUUUCUGUCCCCGGUCCCGCUGCGGAACUCCGUUACGCACCAGCUCUGAGCCAUGAAGACAGUAUGGAAGGUGCUCCUGGGACUGCUAGGGGUGGCUGCGGUCAUCACCGUCAUCACCGUGCCUGUGGUCCUGCUGAACAAAGACAAAGGUGUAAUUGACAGUCGUAGAACCUACAAAUUGGAAGAUUAUUUAAAAAGUACUUUUAGAACAAUGUAUUACUCAUUGAUAUGGAUUUCAGAUUAUGAAUAUCUCUACAAACGAGAAGAUAAUAUCUUGCUAUUCAAUGCAGAAUAUGGAAACUACACCACAUUCUUGGCGAACAGUACAUUUGAGGAAUUUGGACAUAUCAUAAAUGAUUAUAUAGUCUCACCUGAUAGACAGUUUGUUCUCUUGGAGUACAACUAUGAGAAGCAAUGGAGGCAUUCCUACACAGCUUCAUAUGACAUUUAUGAUGUUAAUAAAAGACAGCUGAUUACAGAACAGAAAAUUCCAAACAACACACAGUGGAUCACAUGGUCACCAGAGGGUCACAAAUUGGCAUAUGUUUGGAAGAAUGAUAUUUAUGUUAAAAUUGAACCAUAUUCAGAAAGUCACAGAAUCACCUGGAAUGGAAAGGAAAAUUCCAUAUAUAAUGGAAUAACUGACUGGGUUUAUGAAGAGGAAGUCUUCAGUUCCUACUCUGCUCUGUGGUGGUCUCCAAACGGCACUUUUUUAGCAUAUGCCCAAUUUAACGACACAGAAGUCCCACUUAUUGAAUACUCCUUCUACUCUGAUGAGUCACUGCAGUACCCAAAGACUAUACGGGUUCCAUAUCCAAAGGCAGGAGCUGUGAAUCCAACUGUAAAGCUCUUCAUAAUAAAUACAAAUACUCUGAGUACAAGCAAUUCAUCUGUGCAAAUCACUGCUCCUGCUUCUAUUUUGAUUGGGGAUCACUACUUGUGUGACGUGACAUGGGCAACUGAUGAAAGGAUUUCUUUACAGUGGCUCAGAAGGAUUCAGAACUAUUCAGUCAUGGAUAUUUGUGACUAUGAGGGGCCUAACGUGCCAUGGAAUUGCCCAGUGCCACAUCAGCACAUUGAAAGUAGUACUACUGGCUGGGUUGGAAGAUUUAGGCCUGCAGAACCAUACUUUACCUCUGAUGGAAAAAAUUUCUAUAAGAUUAUUAGCAAUGAAGAUGGCUACAAGCAUAUUUGUUAUUUCCAAGUAAAUCAGCCAAACUGCACAUUUGUUACAAGAGGACCCUGGGAAGUCAUAGGGAUAGAAGCUCUUUCAAAUAAUUAUUUAUACUAUAUUAGCAACCAAAAUAAAGACAUGCCCGGUGGACGAAAUCUUUAUAAAAUCCAACAGAAUGACUACACGAAAGUGACAUGCGUUAGCUGUGAGCUGAAUCCAGUAAGAUGUCAGUACUAUUCUGCAUCAUUUAGCAAAGAGGCAAAGUACUACCAACUCCUCUGCUCUGGUCCUGAACUACCCCGCUUUACUCUGCAUAGAAGCUCAGAUGAUAAAGAAAUAAGAGUCCUGGAAGAUAAUGAAGUUUUGAAUAUAACACUGAAAGAUAUCCAGAUGCCCUUAAAAAAAUUGGACACUAUUACUUUGCAUGGAACAAAAUUUUGGUAUCAGAUGAUUUUGCCUCCUCAUUUUGAUGAAUCCAAAAAAUAUCCUCUGCUAAUAGACGUGUAUGCAGGCCCCUGUAGUCAAAAAGCAGAUGCAACCUUCAGACUCAACUGGGCUACUUACCUUGCAAGCACAGAAAACAUUAUAGUAGCAAGCUUUGAUGGCAGAGGAAGUGGUUACCAAGGAGAUAAAAUCAUGCAUUCAAUCUACAGAAGACUGGGAACAUUUGAAGUAGAAGAUCAAAUCGGAGCAGCCAGAGAAUUUGUAAAAAUGGGGUUUGUGGAUGACAAACGGAUUGCAAUUUGGGGUUGGUCAUAUGGAGGGUAUGUCACCUCAAUGGUCCUGGGAGCAGGAAGUGGUGUUUUCAAAUGUGGGAUUGCUGUGGCACCUGUGUCCCGGUGGGAGUACUAUGACUCAGUGUACACAGAACGUUAUAUGAGUCUCCCAACUCUAGAAGACAACCUUGACCACUACAGGAAUUCAACAGUCAUGAGCAGAGCUGAAAAUUUUAAACAAGUUGAGUACCUCCUUAUUCAUGGAACAGCAGAUGAUAACGUUCAUUUUCAGCAGUCAGCGCAGAUUUCCAAAGCACUGGUGGAUGCUGGAGUGGAUUUCCAGGCGAUGUGGUACACGGACGAGGACCACGGGAUUGCCAGCAGCACCGCACACCAGCACAUCUACACGCACAUGAGCCACUUCCUCAAACAGUGUUUCUCUUUACCUUAGCACCUUGGAAAGCGCAUUACAUUGUACAGCUUA